AGCCUUUUGUGCCCCUCACACACCGGAGCGGACCGGACCGGACCAUGGCGGGUGCUCCUCCAGGACGUCGGUCGGAGCCGGUGGAAUACAACACACGGGAUUUGAUCAUCUACGCCUUGGGCAUUGGAUCGCGAGACCUGCGCUACGUCUACGAGAAGGAUCCCAACUUUGCAGCAUUUCCAACUUUUCCGGUGGCUCUCUACUACAAAGGCAGCUCCUAUGAUGUGUUGCCCUUUCCAUCGCCUAUCCUGGAGGCCUUUCCAGUGCCCGCGGUCAGCGGUGUCAAGGUUUGGCUCGACGCCGGGAUUACCAUCGAGCGCUGCCGCCCGCUGCCGGCGGGUGGGCGCUUCACGCUGGAGGGUGGCGUGGCCUCGCUGCAGCCGAAGGGCAAAGGAGCGCUCAUGGAGAAGCUCUACGACGUCAAGGACGACAGCGGGGCCGUCUACUACCGCAUGGUGGAUGUCUCCUAUCUGGUGGGCGCGCACGACAUCGAAGCCUUCGGCGAGACGUUGACCAAGCCGAAAGAUGUGGCGAAGGCUGUGGGCUCACGAGCGCCCAAACUGCGGGUGGAGGAGAAGAUGGAGGCGGGCAUUGCCAGCAUCUAUCGACUCAGCGGGGAUUAUAACCCUUUGCAUGUGGAUCCAGGUUAUGCGAAGACCGCUGGCUACGACCAUCCGAUCGUCCACGGCAAAUGUGCGCUGAAAAAGAGUACCUUGGGCCAUGCUGCGCGGAUGCUGAUGGACGGUCUUGCAGGUGGCGACCAACGGCGUUUUAAGUCACUGCAGCUGCGCUAUGCGGCGCCGGUGCUCGCGGGGCAAACUUUAAUCCUGGAGGCCUGGGAAGCCCCCGACGCACCGGAAGAGCCUCUCGGGCCGCGUGUGGGGUGCGGUGUGGGGUGCGAGGGUGCCGGGAUGGAGGCAGUGACUCGUGCGCGGGGAUGCAAGACUUGGGAGAUUGGAUGGUGA
Molecule: messenger RNA, 965 nt
Organism: Durusdinium trenchii
Lineage: Eukaryota; Dinophyceae; Suessiales; Symbiodiniaceae
Source: the annotation of a GenBank genome assembly